AUGUCCUUUCUGCGCCUUGGCACAGGUCCUUGCGCAGCUCAGUGCAUCGCUGUACCUCUCAGUAACAACAACCCCUACGCCUCCUUCGGAGCCACGCUGGCGCGGGACGAGGAGCAGAACCUGUGGAGCACCCCGCACGACGUGACCCACACAGAGGCGGAUGACGACCGGGUGCUGUACAACAUGAUUGUGGUCAGGAACCAGCUGGACAAGGACUCAGAGGAAUGGCAAAAGCUCAACUAUGAUAUUUAUACUUUACGGCAGACCCGAAAAGAAGUGAGAAACAGGUGGAAACACAUUUUGGAGGAUUUAGGUUUCCAGAAGGAAGCAGACUCCCUCUUGUCGGUGACCAAACUCAGCAUCAUCAGCGACUCCCAGAACAUGGGCAAAGCCCGGGAUAUCCUGUUAAAGCUCUCCGAAGAGACAAACAUCUUCCCGACCAGCUGGGAGCUUUCUGAGCGCUACCUCUUUGUGGUGGAUCGGCUCAUAGCUCUGGACGCUGCGGAUGAGUUCUUCAAGAUGGCCAGCGUGAUGUAUCCGAAGAGACCCAGCGGGGAAAGAGUGGACGAUAGCCAGAAGGCCCCGCAGUGCAUCUCUGUCAUGAUGCCCUGA
Fulmarus glacialis (Northern fulmar) is the source of this 612-nucleotide messenger RNA. It is a transcript of the gene MREG, whose product is annotated as melanoregulin. The record is from RefSeq and is a predicted model, not a curated record. Gene Ontology annotation, cellular component: melanosome. Bases 1 to 612 code for a protein of 203 amino acids. The transcript is spliced from 5 exons. NCBI's taxonomy places the organism in Eukaryota, Metazoa, Chordata, Aves, Procellariiformes, Procellariidae. Gene Ontology annotation, biological process: melanosome transport; melanocyte differentiation.